Misgurnus anguillicaudatus (oriental weatherfish) is the source of this 2357-nucleotide messenger RNA. RefSeq names its product solute carrier family 22 member 7. The record is from RefSeq and is a predicted model, not a curated record. Gene Ontology annotation, cellular component: membrane. Gene Ontology annotation, biological process: transmembrane transport. Lineage: Eukaryota; Metazoa; Chordata; Actinopteri; Cypriniformes; Cobitidae. Gene Ontology annotation, molecular function: transmembrane transporter activity.
AAUUUUAUUUAUUAUAUUUAUAAAGUAUAAUUAUGAAUUUGAUAUCACAUGCAAAAUAUUACAGCAUCCAAGUAGAUAUCUGUUAAAUGUAAAUUCAUUGCAGAGUUCAGGUAGUGCAUCCAAAAGGGUGCAAAUGCUAUGAAUGCCCCCAAGAACUAAAAACAUUAAGCUAAAUAAUUUUAUUACGCUAAUAAUUGUAAUAUGUUUUAAUGCAAGCUAAGGUUGUCUAUAAUUUUUCUAUUAUACAUUUCUUAAAAUUAAUGUUCUUAGUUCUCAAAUGUUAGUAAGUUGUUUUACACUUCCGCACUAUUUUUUUUAUUUUAAUUGCCAGUAUUAAAUAAACAAACAAUCAGCAUGACACAGGAUAUCAAAAAUAUUGUGAAAAAAAUCUUUACUUUUUAAACACAUUGUUCCUGACUCAAAAAUUUGCAUUACAUCCAUUUUAAAAGUUUUUUAAGUAUCUUUAUAGGAGCUUGUUUUGUCAUUGACCCAAAUACAGACACUGUACAAACACAGUAUUUUUUAAUGGCCAAAGUACAAGCAGUGUCUGGCUUAUAAUUACCUUUAAAAUAGCAAUACAGCUUCACUACAUAACCCAAGGUUUGUAAUAACACAGACAAGACAGCUCUGUUCAUCAAAGAAAGAUGAAGUUUGAAGAUCUUCUUACUGACAUCAAUGGCUUUGGCAGGUUCCAGGCAAUGAUUAUUUGCAUUGGCUUUGUUGGGAGAUUUACUCUUCCAUGUCACUUCCUGCUAACCAACUUUAUCGCUGCCAUCCCAUCUCAUCACUGUGACAUCAGCCACUUGGAUGCUGAUGGGAUAUUCGGGAAUCUGACUCGGGAGGAGAGACUGACUGUCAGUAUUCCAGCACAGGAAGAUGGGACUCCUGCUUCCUGUCACAUGUUCUCUUAUCCUCAGUUUCACCUGCUGUCAAACUCAUCCAGCACCGCAGAUCUUCCUGUAGUUCAGUGUCAGAAUGGAUGGGAGUAUGAUAACAGUACAUUCAUCAGCACUCUGGCCACACAGUGGAAUCUGGUGUGUGAUAAUAGAGGGCUGAAUAAAGCAGUUGCCACCAUCUUUUUUGUCGGAGUGAUGUUUGGAGCAGUUUUCUUUGGAGGCCUGAGUGACAGAUUUGGGCGUAAGCCGAUGUUGCUGGUGUCGUAUGUAUUAGGAAUGGUUUUUGCAGUGGCCAGCGUUUUUUCAUCCUCCUUCAUCAUGUUUGCAGUGCUGAGAUUCUUCACUGGAUUUACCAUCACUGGCAUCAUCAUCAUCUCAUCUGUACUCAAUGUGGAGUGGGUUGACAUUCAGCACAGACGAUUGGUGUGUGUUAUUGACAGUAUAGCAUGGGCUUGUGGAAGCACCUCUUUAUCUCUGUUUGGAUUCUGUGUCAGAGACUGGAGAUGGUUGACAGUGGCCGUCACUUCACCUUUACUUCUGUGCACAAUCCUGUGGUGGUGGUUGCCAGAGUCAGCUCGAUGGCUGAUAGUCAAUGGAAAGACACAAAAAGCUCAUUAUUAUCUUCAUAUAUGUGCCGUUAUGAACCGUAGGGAGAAAGUUUUCUCAAGAAUCCAACCUGAGACACUCUCAAGCAUGCUAACUACAGACACAGAAAAAAGAAACCAUUCUUACCUGGAUCUCAUCAGAACCCCUAAAAUGAGGAAACUAGCUUUGCUCACAGGGACCAUAUGGUUUUGCGUUGCCACUACCACCUAUGGAAUAAGCCUUAACAUCACAGGCUUUGGUCUGAACAUGUACCUGACUCACUUUGUGUAUGGAGUUAUUGAGAUUCCUGCAAAACUUAGCAUCUAUUUUCUGCUCGAAAAAAUAGGCAGACGCAAAACAGAAGCUGGAGCUCUGCUAUUCGUUGGAAUCAGUCUCAUGAUUAACAUAUUCAUACCCAAAGAUCAAUGGGUUGGUCGUACUGUGGUAGCUGUACUAGGAAAAGGUUUUGCUGUUGCUUCUUUUGCUACAAUUAUAUUAUACAGCUCUGAGCUUUACCCCACUGUUCUCAGGCAAAAUGGGCUGGGCUAUAACUCUUUCCUGGGUCGUCUGGGUGUGGCUUUGUCUCCUCUAGUCCUGCUAUUGGACAGUAUUUGGGGGUAUCUCCCGCAGAUCACCCUCUGUUCUGUGGCACUCUUUGGUAGUCUGGUGGCUUGGCAGUUACCCGAGACACAAGGCAGGUGUCUACCUGAGACCAUAGAGGACAUUGAGGGUACUGGGAAGAAGCUCAUAAAAGAUUAUGAAAAGCAGGACGAAGCUGAACAAAUUAUGACAAAUGAAAAAUGACAGUGACACCCCAGUGAUAGUUUGAUAGAUUGUAUUUUAUGUUGUGUUAUCAAAUAAAUAUUAUGCACCAAU